AUGGCCAGCCAGGAUGCAUCGAUGCCCUCGCCCUCGUCGCAUAGAUUGCCCACCGUCUCUGCCUCCCAAGCGCUCCACAGCCUCCAUGCCCGCGGGGCUCGCACGGUAUCGACAGGCAUCGCACAUCUCGACAAGCUGCUCGCCCCUCCAAGCCUGCCCGGCCACGAUGUUGCAGGCGGAUACAUGCGAGGGAAGGUAACCGAGAUCUUCGGGCCGUCCGGCGCCGGGAAGACUAGCUUUGGGAUUCAGGCAGCGGCGAAUGCCAUCCGACAAGGCCAACAAGUCGUGUGGAUAGACGGUGCAUGUGCGCCGCUCGUAACUCGACGCCUUCUCCAAGUCUUCGCUGCAUCCCAAGAUGCACCCCUCACAGACAGCAGCACGGAUGCGCCUUCCCCGCAAAGAGAAGCGGCUCGAGAUGAAGUCUGCAGCCACUUGCACCAUGUCGCUGCGCCAACGCUUGCUCACCUCCUGGCGCUAUUCAUGCAUUCACCCGCAUCCUUUCCUCCUCAGAGUACGAGUCUCGUCAUCAUCGACUCACUUUCCACCCUUGUCGACAAUGCCUAUCCUCGAAACGUAGAAGGAAAGAACAAGAACGAACAGACGCGUUGGGCUGCAGGGCGCAGAUUCACUGUGAUUAACGACAUCGUCUCAACCUUGUCGAGAUUCGCUGCUCUGCACAAUGUUGCGUUGCUCCUCACAUGUCAAACGAUAACUCGUAUUCGCGGCGCCUCGAGAGCACUACUGGUCCCGGCAAUAUCGGGGGUCGAAUGGGAGAAUGGCGUGUCCACUCGUCUGGUUCUGUUCCGCGACUGGGUGCGCCAAGGAAAAUCGAAGGACACAGCAGGCGCGGAUAGAUUGCGCAAAGCCCGGUUUGCAGGUCUUGUCAAAGUUAAUGGCACCACUCUAGCUGACGAGGGCGGUGUCGGGAGCGUAGUGCCCUAUGCAAUCGGAGACUCGGGACUUCGCGACAUAAGCAUAGCUGCGGACGAUAUUACAGCGCACAUCGUUCUUCCGGUGCAGGCGAGAAGACCGCUUAAAAGGCCAUUUGCCGAGUUGGAAGAGGAGGACGCAGGGGACGAACCGAACUCUGACGAGCUGUACGGCUGGGUAGAGGAGGACGAUGAAGUCGCUGCUGAGGGGUUGUUGAUAGAUGAAGCAGCUGCACCUCAUCCUGGCGACGCUGCAGAAUCUCGGUCAGAGCGUAGCACCAAGAUGACGCGCCCCUCAACAAUUUGA
Messenger RNA from Parastagonospora nodorum SN15, 1236 nucleotides. RefSeq lists its product as hypothetical. The record is from RefSeq and is a predicted model, not a curated record. Gene Ontology annotation, cellular component: replication fork; Rad51C-XRCC3 complex; Rad51B-Rad51C-Rad51D-XRCC2 complex. Gene Ontology annotation, molecular function: crossover junction DNA endonuclease activity; ATP hydrolysis activity; ATP-dependent DNA damage sensor activity. The transcript has 5 exons. Gene Ontology annotation, biological process: meiotic DNA recombinase assembly; reciprocal meiotic recombination; DNA repair. Lineage: Eukaryota; Fungi; Ascomycota; Dothideomycetes; Pleosporales; Phaeosphaeriaceae. The coding region runs from base 1 to 1236 and encodes 411 amino acids.